CUUUGAAGGCGGGAUUUUUAUGUACUGUUAGCGGAUGUUUUCCGUCCAUUUCCGGUUAGCUCAGCUAACGCUAGCGGUUUGGGGAAAUCCACAAACUUGUGACAAUGACCAAGCAAGAAUAGCUGCUUGGGCUGCCUGAAAAUGAGAGCCGUAUUCUUUAUUGCCUUUCUGGCUCCCUGUUUAGUCGACGGUGCCGUUCAAUCAAGAGCUGACAAUGAGGAGAGCCUUGAGGAAAACCCGGAGUUUGAUUCUCUGAAAUCCAUUCUGGUAGAUUUUGAGGUGCUGCCAUUAUCAGGCCUCCAGCUGCACUCUGUGAGGAAGAGGGACGUCCACACCCAGUCCCACCUGGAGCGCCUGGUGAGCUUCAGAGCCCUGCACAGGAAUUUCAAGCUUUACCUGACCACCAACACAGACCUUUUUACUGACAACUUCAAAGUUGUGUUUGUCGAUAAAAAUGGGAGGGAGGAGAACUACGAUGUUCAUCUUCAGAAGUAUUUCACUGGACAUGUUGUUGGAGAUGAGAAUUCACGUGUGCAGGCACACAUAGAUGGAGAUGAGUUUUCUGCUCACAUACUAACCGAUGAAGCAGAGUACAAUGUUGAGCCCCUGUGGAGGUUUACGGAUUCUCCAGCUGAUGGCAGGUUGCUCGUUUAUCGCUCCGAUGACAUCAAGAAUCUGAGCCGCAUCGUCUCUCCCAAAGUGUGCGGUUACAUCCAUGCAAAGGCCAGUGACCUUUUGCCGCAGACUGCCAGGAGGGUCUGGGAUGGGCCAGAGGAAGUGAACCAGGAAAAGGAGUACCACCACAGAGAGAAGAGACAGGCCCACGACCACAAGAAGAAUACCUGCCCCUUGCUGCUGGUUGCUGAUUACCGCUUCUUUAAACACAUGGGCCGUGGACAAGAGAGCAUCACUCUCAACUACCUGAUUGAGCUGAUUGAUCGAGUUGAUGACAUUUAUAGAAACACAACCUGGGAUGAUGAAUUCAAAGGCUACGGGGUUCAGAUUCAUCAGAUCAUCAUCAACAAGGAGCCUACAAAGCCUCCCAAUGGCAAUUCUGGCACCAACUGGCUCCAUUAUAACAUGGAGAACAGCCCUGUGAAAGGAAAAGAUGUCUGGGACGUGAAGAAACUUCUCGAGCAAUUCAGCUCAGACAUAGCUGACAAUGCCUCCACCGUGUGUCUGGCCCACCUGUUUACCUACCAGGAUUUUGAUGAGGGCACACUGGGCCUGGCCUAUGUGGCCCCCUCCAAACAUAAUGCCCUGGGUGGCCUCUGCCCAAAAGCUUACUACCCAUCUCAAUCUGUGAAGAAGCCCAGUUACCUCAACACAGGCUUGACCAGCACCAAGAACUAUGGCAAAACCAUCCUCACAAAGGAGGCAGAUUUGGUAACCACUCAUGAGCUGGGCCAUAACUUUGGAGCAGAGCACGACCCUGACAACAUCCCUUAUUGUGCUCCCAGUGAUGACCAGGGAGGGAAGUUUGUCAUGUACCCUAUUGCUGUGAGCGGAGACCACGUCAACAACAAGCGUUUCUCCAACUGUAGCAAGAUCUCCGUAGGAAAGACGUUACGCUUCAAAGCUCCCAUAUGCUUCAAGGAGAGGAACAGUAAGGUAUGUGGGAACUCCAGAGUGGAGGAUGGGGAGGAGUGUGACCCCGGACUACUUCAUCUCAAUGAUGAUCCCUGCUGCUCGUCCGACUGCAAGUUCCAACGUAGUGCACAGUGCAGUGACAGAAACAGCCCUUGUUGUAGGAACUGCAAGUUUGAGCAAGCAGGAAGAAGGUGCCAGGAACCAAUUAGUGCUACCUGUAAAGGCACAUCUUACUGCACAGGCAACAGCAGUGAAUGUCCACCUCCAGAAAAUGCACCUGACAACACCGUGUGUGUUGACAAUGGCCGAUGUCGCAAAGGAGAGUGCAACCCAUUCUGUGAGGCCAUGCAGAAACUUCAAUCCUGCGCCUGUAAUGAAACUGAGAACUCCUGUAAAGUGUGCUGCAGGGGAAAAGACGGCAGAUGCGCUCCCUUUGUCCAGAUCAAUGGGAGUUUGCUUUACCUUCGUAAAGGAAAACCCUGCACAGUGGGCUUUUGUGAUGGGGGCGGAAAGUGCAUGAAGCAGGUACAGGAUGUGAUUGAGAGGUUGUGGGAUUUUAUCGACAAGCUGGACAUUAAUACAUUUGGGAAGUUCCUGGCUGAUAACAUAGUGGGCUCAGUUGUGGUGUUCUCCCUCAUCUUCUGGAUUCCUCUCAGUAUCUUGGUUCACUGUGUGGACCAACGACUUGACCAACAGUAUGAGGAGAACACAAAGUCCUUUUAUCACCCGCCCAGUCAGAUGGUGGAAGUUUUUAAUAGAGUUCCCGCCAUAGAGUCAAGAAAUCCUGAGCAACCUCGAGUCAACGUCCGUGCGCAUCGUCAAGCCUCCCUCCUUCUUCGCCGGCCGGACCGCGCCCUCCUCCUUGCCUCAGCAGCUGAGCGAGGUCGGGGCCCCUCCCACAACCAGCAGCAGCACCCUGGCCCCCAGCCUGAACUGCGGCCUCACCCCGGACAGCGCAGGGGGCUUGCGGAUGGCCACCAUCCAGGAGGACCCCAGCAGCGACUCGCACCUGGGAGAGGACGAUUUCACAACCGCAGGAGCCUGCUCGUCGGCUACGAAAUCCUCUUACGAGGAUCUGACAGAACAGAAUCCGCCAGCCAGGGACCGGCGGCGCCUCAAGAGGCAGGACCGCAUUGACAGCAAAGAGACAGAGUGCUGAGUAAAA
Monopterus albus (swamp eel) is the source of this 2755-nucleotide messenger RNA. It is a transcript of the gene adam17a, whose product is annotated as ADAM metallopeptidase domain 17a. The transcript has 20 exons. Gene Ontology annotation, cellular component: plasma membrane. The record is from RefSeq and is a predicted model, not a curated record. Gene Ontology annotation, molecular function: metalloendopeptidase activity. Gene Ontology annotation, biological process: Notch signaling pathway; membrane protein ectodomain proteolysis. Lineage: Eukaryota; Metazoa; Chordata; Actinopteri; Synbranchiformes; Synbranchidae. The coding region runs from base 142 to 2727 and encodes 861 amino acids.